This is a messenger RNA of Bactrocera dorsalis (oriental fruit fly), 8633 nucleotides long. It is a transcript of the gene vvl, whose product is annotated as POU domain protein CF1A. Gene Ontology annotation, biological process: regulation of transcription by RNA polymerase II. The record is from RefSeq and is a predicted model, not a curated record. The transcript has a single exon. Gene Ontology annotation, molecular function: RNA polymerase II cis-regulatory region sequence-specific DNA binding; DNA-binding transcription factor activity, RNA polymerase II-specific. NCBI's taxonomy places the organism in Eukaryota, Metazoa, Arthropoda, Insecta, Diptera, Tephritidae.
UCGUUGUCUUUGGCUUUGGCUGAGCUAACGCUGCCUGAAGCCGUCGACGUUGUCGUUGUCGUUCUGAUAUUCGGUACUCACUGUUCGUGUUACCUCUUCUAUUCGUUGUGCACUGUGUACAGUGUUAUAUGCUGCGUAUACAGAGUGCUUGUGUAUGGUUGUUUGGCGCUGACGUUCGCUGCCGCACGCUACUCUCCGAUACCUUCUGUCGCCGAUGAAUGACGUUAGUUCACUUCGAUAGCUCUAUGAGUUUACACGUAGAAAAUUUCAGUCUUCGCGUGUCUGAAGCGUACAAAAUAGAAUAAGCAAAGUAAGAAGAUAUUAUUGUGCGGAUCGUUUAACCAAGCAAGUUGCUGAAUUUUUCAAAUGAGAAUGCGUGUUCUGAUUCUGAUUCAUGUAUAAAUGGAAAUCCAAAAGCAACCUUAGAGAUACUAUAUUAUCUUCGUGCUCAUCAUACAUUACGGUUAUUUUGAUAAAGUGCGGUUGACCAAUCUCGCUCGCAAAGCGACAGAAACCUGCCAGUGAAAAGUGUAUCUGGAAGCAAAAAAAAAAAAAAUCAUCUCCCAUAUUUGUCAAAUAUAUAAAGAAUUCUAACAAAUAAAACGAAAAGAAAGCAAUUAUUUUGACAAGAAGUUAAAAUAAUAAAUAAAAGGUGCGGGUGUGUAUCAAAUGACAAACAAGUAAUUGUGUAAAAAAUACAAGAUUGUUGAUGUAAUGAAUUCAACUCAAAACUUGUCGUAAUUUACAUACAGUUGAGUGCCCAUGUAUGAGCCAUAACUAAGCCUCGAUAGUCGCUUACUAGUCAAUUAAGCUUUCGCAAACCAAAAAACCGCCUCCGCUUAAUUCGCACAAGCUAUAGUAGCCGGCGGCAAAUCGAAUUUUUAGUGUUACACAACUUGUUGAUUUAAGCUUCAAUAAAAUCGGCGUAGAAGCAGUGGCCAGUGCGUCUAUAGUGGCAUACGCACCCAGUGAUUUCAAACAAAUUUCUACUCUUUGUUGCGUUGAGCAGCCAUUGCGCGCUGCUCUUAAUACAUCGUCGUCAUCGAAUUCUCCCCUGUGUACGUUGAACGAAAAGACUUCAAGACGGUUGCCUCACGGUUCGAGUGGAAUGAGCAUAGGGACACUGGUCUUCCUUUUGACAGAUCGGUAUUCAAGGUCGUUAAACUGAGCCCCAACUUGGAGCCCUACCCCGCCAGCGUGGAGGGCCUGAACAGCCCUAGAGCGGUGGGGAUGGCCGCCACCUCAUAUAUGACACCGUCCAGCGGUGAUCUAGAUAUGGCGCUAGGUGGUGGGGGUUAUCAUACUUCAUCGCCUCGAUCGGCCGCCGAUGCGGGCGAAAUGAAAUACAUGCAACAUCAUCAUCAUCACGCCGCCGCUGCUGCCGCCCACCAUCAGUUACCCUCAUCGCCUAGCCCGAAUGCAGUUGUGGGUGGAGCGGGUGGUGCGGGAGCAGGCGGUACUGGAGGUCUAGGUGUGUCAGCGAGUGGGCUUAGUUCGAUCACACCCUCUGGUAGUUUGGGAUCAAAUCACUGGACCCCUUUGCAUCCCUCAGAUCCAUGGGCGUCGAUGACACAUCAUACACACCAUCAUCCCGCGGACGCGGUGAAGCAAGAGAUGUCUCAUUUAUCACAGCAGUCACGCGUUCAACAAGGCAUGGCCUCCCCACAUACAUGGCACGCACCGGUUCAUACCACACACUAUGUUCCGACGGGUGGCUCACCUUUGCAAUAUCACCAUGCGAUGAACGGAAUGUUGCAUCAUCCUGCUCAUCCAGCGCAUCACCAAGGAGUGCCACCAUUGCAUCAUGCACUGCGUGGUGAGUCUCCACAACUUCAUAUACAUCCCCAUCAUCUGCAAGGCGAUCGUGACGUAUCGGGUGGUGAAGAAGAUACGCCUACCUCAGAUGAUUUGGAAGCAUUUGCGAAACAGUUCAAACAACGUCGUAUAAAGCUCGGUUUUACACAAGCGGAUGUGGGACUGGCGCUUGGCACCUUAUAUGGCAAUGUCUUCUCACAGACAACAAUAUGCCGCUUCGAGGCUCUACAAUUAAGUUUUAAGAACAUGUGCAAAUUGAAACCACUGCUACAAAAAUGGCUAGAGGAAGCUGACUCCACCACUGGAUCACCAACAAGCAUUGACAAAAUUGCGGCACAGGGUCGUAAGCGUAAGAAACGAACCAGCAUUGAAGUGAGCGUUAAAGGUGCACUCGAACAGCAUUUUCACAAACAACCAAAGCCAUCGGCCCAAGAGAUCACAUCGCUGGCCGAUUCCUUGCAGUUGGAAAAAGAGGUUGUGCGGGUGUGGUUUUGUAAUCGGAGGCAGAAGGAGAAGCGUAUGACACCACCAAAUACAAUGGGUGGCGAUAUGAUGGACGGUAUGCCACCAGGCCAUAUGCACCCACAUGGCGGCUACCAUCCACAUCACGAUAUGCAUGGAAGUCCAAUGGGUACACAUAGUCACAGUCACAGCCCGCCCAUGCUUAGCCCACAAAAUAUGCAGUCCGCGACCGGUCAUCAGUUGGCGGCUCACUAGCAAUCAGAAAUCCAGGAGUCGAACUCAGCUGCAGCUGCGUCCACUCCUGCAUCGCUGCAUCAGCAGCAACAACAACAGCAACAACACCAGCCACAUAACCAACAUGCGCCCAACACGCCAUCCUCCUCGGGCGGCUCCUCGGCGACAAUGACAACCAACGUGCUGUCGCCGCAAUCGCCGAUCGGUGCUGGAUUAACUGCUAAUAAUAACAACAAUAAUAAUACGCAUAACAACAACAAUGAAAGUGAUCACUUGAGUCAGGUGAAACAGCAGCAGCAACAACAAGCGUCAUCGAUAGCGGCAGCUGCAGCCGCCGCUAUGUACAUUGAUCCGAUGCGCUACCAACAUCACCAUCCACACCAACACCCGCACCUUAAUCCCGCGCACCACCCACACCUCUUCCACACCAGCGACCAGCAGCAUCCAGCGCUGCAACAUCCAACCGCUCACCACCACAAUCUGCAACAGCCACAGACAUCGCCCGGCGCCGGCAGCAGCAGCGGCGCCCUGCAAGCACCAUCCUCAUCGCCAUCCUCGGCGUCCUCGGUGUUGGGUGUGAGCAGCGCGACCGGCAUGCAUCACCUUAAUUUAAAUCCACACUCACUGCACCAGCAUCAUCAUCACCACCAACAGCAACAUCAUCACCAACAGCAGCAACAACAACUGCAUGCCCGACGCCUAUUCGAAUGGAGUCUGCAAUUCGGUGCCGCCGCACCAGGCGUGAGGCAUUUCAAUUCAUUUGGCGGCGGUGGCGAAUAGCAUACGUCCGCCGCAGCGGCAGCGUCAGCCGCCUGGUUUGGAUAUGAAUCGUCUUAAGCGUGCAAGCAUAAGACGUCGGAAGAAUCCAAGCUAGAGGCGGGUGCGCUUUUAAGCUGCGGCGUGUGCCGAACCGAGCUAAUUGAAAGGGUAUACUAGCGGCGGUGCAGAAUUCAACUAUUUUAUUUGGUGUAUAACUAUACGUGUAUAUACGGUAUAUACAGUAUACAUACAUAUGUAUAUACAUGCAUAGGUGCAGGGAACGAAGGACCAACGACCGAGUCACAGUACCACUUGAAGCGCGGUUUAAUAUUGAACCGCUUUAGUUAUAGUGGGUUAUAGUUAGGUAGACUUAUUAAGUAAGUGGACGGUUGUAUGCCAUUUGCCAGAGCUAUACCAGUGCAUUAAUCUGUGUUAACUUGAAAUUAGUUAAGUAAACUAAGUAAAUGAAUAAUGAACAACAUUAUAAAAUAAAUAAAAAAAAAAAAUUAAAAAAUAAGCAAAUACAAAGAAAAAGUACGGUUUAGUAGUAAAAAUUUUUCACUGAAAUACAACAAAUACAAAGUAAAAGAAAUAUAAUUAACAGUCUACUUAAACUCCCCUAUAAAAUAAUUAGCAGCAAAGUCUUAAAAUCAAAUGUAAAAUAGAAUUAAAAAAAUUAAAAACUUUGAAAGUUUCUAAAACUUGCAAAUAAUAAUGCAAUUAAAAUCAAACGAGAAACUAAGUGAUGUUUUUAAGAAAAACAAAGUAAAUAGAGUUUUGCGUAUUUAAUAAAAAACAAAAACUGUGUAAUCGCAAAGGUAAUAAUCAACUAAAUUAAAUGUAAUUAACGAAUUCAAUAGUUUAUAGUUUUAUACAUGUACAAGUUCACUGUAAAUUUCUUAAAAAACAGAAAAUCAGAAAAACAGCAAAAUAGUGCAAACGUGAGCAACCGAGCAGCCGUAAGUUAUGAAAACACACAAACAAAUAUGCAUUAUUAAAAUACAUACGUAUGAGCAUUGCGUGGCAUUAGAAGAACUCGAAAAGCAACUGAGCUGCGUUUAAUUUUACCACUUGUUUCAAAAAGCCGCCAAAACUUGAAAACCUCCUGCAUGUAAACAGUGUUUGAUACAAUCAUUAAAUUAGUAAAUAUGAAAAUCACAAUAAAUACAAAAUGUAAAAUGCAGAGCGCCCAACUUGUUGAGCGGUAAGUGUCGCAAAGCGCGAGCACCAAAGUAGAGACAGCUCUGCGCGGUGGACACCGGGCCUCACGCAUGUUGGCCUGAGGGCGUGUUUUCUGUGCAGUUGCAUUUUGCGAAGGUAAACCUUUUACGUAUUAUUCAAUGCUUUGUUUGUCGUUAAAGCGUUUGCUAAAGAGUUUUUGUAAUUACGCUCACACUUAAAGGCACUUUUCGUAUAGACAAACGGUUGUAUGUAAAAAAUAUUGUAGACCAAAAGUUGGAGUAAAAAACGAGGAACGCAUUCGCUUAUCACAAAUGAAAAAUCAAAAUUCUAGUUUACUAUAAUGUACAUAUGUAGCUAUGUAUGUGUGUAGUACGAAUUUGCAGUUAUUUAAUAUAAAUUUACAUGCCUAUUGCAUUUUAUUCAAAUAAAAAUAAUUUUCUUUCGAGCCCCAGCAUUUGUUGUUAUAUAAUAUUAUGUGUAUAAAUUAAACAUUUCGUACGUUCUUCGCCAAAUGCUACUCUAAAAGAAAAAAAACAACAAAACAUUUAUUUGUGAUAAAUGAAAUGUAAAAUUCCUUUGUGCUUGCUUUUUUACAGUUAUAUGCUGGUGUUUAAGUAUAAAACACGAAAUAAAACUUAGUCAUAUUAUUUUAUAAAUUUCAACACAUUUGAUCUGUUCAAAAAUAUUUAUUUAUAAGUGGGAAGUCAAUAUUGUUAUUGUAUAUUAAUUAAGUUAGCUGUCGCAUAAGUGCAAGUAAGUCGUGUGUAAAUAAUAUACAUAUAGAGGUAAAAUAAAAUUUCUUUGAAUAAUUUGAAACAAAAAACUGGCAUUUCUUUAUUUUCGGCGUGUAAAUGGAGUCGGAGUAAGAGUUAGAUACUUAUUUCAUAAAUUUAUUAUUUUUUUUUUGUAAAAAAUUAGUUUUGAAGUGAAAUUUUUGUCAUCAUAGUGAAUAUAAAACACUUUUUUGGAAUAUCUAUAUAUUUUUAAAAGAUAAGAAACGUACUUAGUACUUAGACCGAGGUCUUGCGCUAUAUAAGCAACAUACAUAUGUACAUACACACACAGCUUUAGAAUGGCAUAAUGAAUAUCGAUGGCCGAGACUAAAUUCAGUACAACAUAACAUAACUGGAAGUAUAAAGAAUCUGUAUUGGUACUCGACUCGUCCUUAAGAGGUUAUUUACAGUUAGAAGACCAAAAACAAGCGCAUUUUCCAACAUUUUUUCUAAGAAAACUAAAAAAUAUAUUUGGGAAGCUCGUAUUAAAAUUUUCUGUGUGUAUGAUUAAAUAUAUGUAUGUAGUAUGUACCCCUUAAUUAAACUUCAUUUUAUGUAAAAAAUUAAUUUUUAAAUGCAUUUUUUGUCAUCAAAGUGCAAAUAGGUGAUUUUUUUUUGGAAUAUAAGUAUAUAUUUGUUUCACAAAAAAAAACUUAUUUAGGUCGAGAUCUUGCGCUCUAUUGGGCUCUGUUAAUAUAAACUAAAUAAAGAAAUAUUAACCCAGCUUUAGAAUGCCAUAAUAGAUAAAGAUCGAAAAAAAAUUAAAUUUGUAUUGACCCUUCACUAUUACAAUUCAACUGUGAAUUACUGCAAAUGACUGUAUAAAACUAAAUGUUUGCUUUAUCAUUCCUAAUAAAUUAUAAAGCUUGUCAGCUGUUCGUGAUUUUAUAGUUUUCCUAGGAAAUUUUGGUAAAAAUUAAAUGCAUUAAUUCAGAAACGUAGUAAAAUAUGUACUAUACAAAACAAAUAACAGCUCUGUUUCUAAAAAGAAUCCAAUGCAUAGUCUGAAUUAUAAUUUUUACUGUUAAUAUUUGUAAUUCCUCGUGCUUGCCACGAAAGUUUGUAGUACCUAGCAGACCGCUCUCCAAUGACAGUAACGAUAUCAUCAACUUUAUUUUGAAAGAAGUACGGACCGUUGAUUCCAAUAGACCAAAAACCACACCAAUGGUUGUUCAUGAAUAAUUUGUGGAUUUUUUUUUGCACCAGAAUCGACAAUUUUGUUUAUUUACCGCACCACUCAGAUGAGUGUGAGUCUCAUGAGUGAAUAUGAUUUUCUUAAUAAGCGUUACCGCUUUCAAGUGGUUCCAAGGCGAAAUCAGCAAAUGCACGACGUUUACGAUGGUCCAAUGGUUUCAGUUCUUGAGUGAGAACUAUUUUAUACGGCUGCAAGCCCAUAUCCUUUCUCAAUAUCCGACAGGUUGUGAUUCGAGACAGUUCUAAUUCUUGAGAACAUUUUGGAAUCGACAAACUGCAGUUCUCAGCAACACUUGCUUGAACGGCAGCAAUAUUUUCAGUACUUUGAGCGGUUGUUUGUUUUAUUGGCACUCUCAUCUGAGUGGUGCUUGUAAAUUUUCUACAAUUCGACGAAUAGCGAACACGGGGUGAUGUUUAUUACGACCAUAGAAUUGCAAAAGCUGCAAUUCAAGAACGAUUACUUUGAUAAUAAAAGUUAGUAACUUGUAAAGUUAGUCUCGUGUAUAUCUAUCCGUAAUAAAAUUGUAGACAUUACGGAAUACAAUGAAAAAAGGGACAGCUCAUGACAUAAAAAAUGACCGAAACGAUAUUUGGAAUUAUAUCAUCUCUACUGAAAAAUUCGGUAUAAAACUGAAGUAAAGUCCUUAUAUGUAAAUUUUUAUUUAACAAGAUAUCUUUAUGAAAUUUGGCAUGGAUAAUUAUUUUAGCUAACGGUAUAAACUCUGAAUAAAUUAUUUAAAUUGGACCACUGUAGCAUGAAGCUGCCUUAAAACUGAACGAUAUGAGUCAAGUUCUUGUGUGGAAAAUGUUUUUCUUUGACGAGAUUAAUACACGACAUUUAACAACGAUUCAUUCUUCGUACAAGUUGUUCAGAUCGGUCCACUAUAGCAUAGCACAGCUGUCAUACAAAUUGAUCUAUCAUAGAAUUGCAAAAGCUACAGGUCUUUUUAUACCCUUUUCUGCUAUAAGGAGUGUACCUGUGAAGCGUAUUAUGCCUUCAGUGGAAUGUUGACGUGUUUUGUUUUUGAUUUUUUAAUCUACCUCUAUUCAUUAGAGGUGAUUUAUAUACGAAAUAAAUAAAUUUAAAAAAUAAAUUCUUACAUAUUCGUAUGUCGUUGGGUUAACCGGUGUUAGAAAUAGUAUUUUUAUAAUAGACCCGCCUGAAAAGAAUUUGAUCUUUGACUCUAUUUGUAAAGUGGUUCGUUAAACUUAAAUUUAUAUUUAUAUCUUAUAUUUUUGUAUAUUACUCUGAUUCUUUAUGGUCUUUCUAAACUUUUCGCAUUUCGCACUUGCAGCUACAUAGUAACGUAACGUUAGAUGUCAUUAAGCUCCGCCGAUUUUGUCUUUCAUUUAACUUAUUAUUAUUAUUUCGCUCAACUUUUGGUCUACAAACUAAAAACAACAAAAAAAAAACAAAAGUUGAAAAGUAAAACUAGCAAACGGUAGUAAUAAAUCAAUAAACAUUAAAAUAAAUUAUUUCCUACAUUUAUUGCAAUAUGCGCGCAUACGUCAGUUAUAUCGACAGCAAUGCUAUUAUGAGUCCAUUUAUAGGUUAUGAGGAUCGUUGCACUCUUCUGUAAAUAAUUAAAUAAUUAGCUCUAAGUAUGAUAAUUUUUUAUCAAACAAAUUUUUAAAAGAAAUACCAAUUUAUAUAAUAAUUAUAAAAGUCGGAACACAAAAUUAAAAAAAAAACUUUUCCCCGAUAAUGCAGCGCUAGAAAGUAAGUAUUAGCUUUAAAGAUAUAUGUAUGUGCAAAAUAUAAUUAAUCCACAGUUAGUCAAAACAGGAAACCUACAGAGGUACACUAAAAACAUAAAUACACGCGCCUGUAUAAGAACACAUAUACAUAGAUAAGUAUAACUGUACUUGUAUAAAAAGAUAAUAGCAGCAAGGACUCAAUAGUUAUACGUACAUAUAACAAAUGCCAGACGAGAAUCUUAAAAUAUUUAGCGGGAACACGUGUAAUUGUAAAAGCUGUAUUGUAAAAUAUUGUAAGUACGAAAUAAAUGAAAUUUUUAAAUUGAGAAAAACUCUGUUGUUGUGCUCUGGGCAUUGUUUUUACUGAAAAGAAAAUGAACGACAUAUUUUUUCAAGUUUUAACUUACAAUAGUUUUUUUUGCUAACUAUGAGAAAUUAUUGCUGUUGGUUUAGUGAUAGGAUUUUAAGGGGUUAUAUACCGUUAGAAGGCCGAAAACAUUCCGGAUUUUUUUUUUU